ACUACCCCCAGGAAGCCAAAGGCAGGCUCCCCCAGCAAAGCAUUUCAUCCCAUAGGAGACAGGGGUGAGCCCCAGGUGUCAUGCGAGCUUUCAAGAGUCUGGCUCAGAAGGUGCAGAGCCUCCAGCCCUCCCUUGAUUCAGAGACCAGUGCAACCAGCGUCCCUCUGCUUCACUCUCAACCUCUGUGACAGCUCCUGUGGGCAGCCGGACUUCAGAACUGUGCUCAUUGAUUCCCUCCAGUGUCAUCUCCACUAUCAUUUAUGAAAAUGUUGAAUUCAGGAAACUGUAUGAAUAUUCCUACCAGCAUGAUUCAUAACAGAGGCAGAAGCAACUCAGAUGUCAUCAACUGAUAGAAGAUAAACAAAUGGUGGUACAGUCACACAAUGUGGUGUCAUUCCGCCUGCAAAAGGAAGAGUGUGCUGAUAGAUACAUGGAUGGACCAUGGAAUGGAGCCAACUGGAAAGAGCCAGACACACAGAGCCAGACACACAGAGCCAGACAUUGUGACAUUCUCCAUUUACGAUACCCAGACAGCGGAAGACUCGGCUGGAGCGCCGGAUUGUCGGUGCAACCAACCGAUGGCGUUUUCCCCAAGACCAUUUCUGCGGAGACCUGCUGGCCCUCUCCCAGAUGUGCAAUAUUUUGAACAUAGACCUUGAUGAAGCUCUGAAGAACCCAGACAAAUUAUGCAUUUCAAAAUUCCAAAAGUUUUUCUCUGAGAAUAUCAUGAACAGUGGCACCCAAAGUGGGGAAGCAGACGUGAUCCUUGAAUGCCUCGGCUUCAAGUGGGAACUCCACCAUCCUCAGAUUUUCCAGUCUGAGACCUUGGGCAAGCUCUACUUGAGAGCCUUGAUACAGAACACAAAAACCCCUCAGAGGGAGCUGGACAAGGUUCUGAAAGCUCAUCCACCUGGGAAGACCAAAAAAAGGUCCUCUGUAAAGAAGAUCAUCAUUUCCCUGAGGAUCAAUGACCCAGCAGUCACCAGAGUUGCCUUUGCCGUGGCCCUGAAGAACCUCUACAUGAACGAGGUGGAGAUGACUGUGGACAAUGUGUUGGGCGUGCUGGCUUCCGCUCACAUCCUCCAGUUCAACCGACUGUUUCAAAAGUGUGUCAACAUGAUGUUGAACAGACUCGCACCAACCACCAUCAAGAACUUCUACUUGGCUGGCUGCAAGUACAAGGAAGAGCAGCUCAUCAUCGCCUGCGAGAAGUGGCUGGCGAUGAACUUGGUCCCUCUAGUGGGGACGCAGAUCCACCUCCGCCAGAUCCCUGAACCUCUGCUGUAUAAGGUGCUGAAGUCGCCCAGGUUGUUCACCUUCAGCGAGUUCGACCUCCUGAAAACCUUACUCAUGUGGGUUUACCUGCAGAUGAACUGCAAGGUCCAGAUGAUCCCAAUCCACGAGACCAUGCUGGAAUUUUUUAACAGCUUUUCCAAGAAGUGCUGCUUCCUAGAACAGGAUCCAGGACAGAGCUGGAUGCCACUCUUCCUUUGCCUGCGUCUGCACGGCAUCACCAGUGGCAAAGAUCUGGAGGAGUUAAAGCACAUCAAUUUCUUUCCUGAGUCCUGGCUGGUCCGGGUUACAGCCAACCAUUAUCACGCACUGGAGAGCGGAGGCAACAUGAUCCACCUGAAAGAUCUUUCUACACAGGCUAUGAGGUUCGGGCUGCUCUUUAGGCAGGAAUAUACCACUUACUCGGAAAGGAUUUCUAUAUACGGAUACUUCUUUGAGAUAAAGGGAAUCAAACAUGAUAAUACCUCUUACAGUUUUUGUAUGCAGAGAAUAAAACAUACAGACUUGGAGUGCUCCUCACCAGUCUGUGAGCACAGUACCAUCAGCCUGAGGUCUGAGCGCCUGGUGAAGUACGAGAUCCGAGCCCAGACGCUGGUGGACGGCAGGUGGCAGGAGUUCAGAACAAAUCAGAUCAUGCAGAAGUUUGGGUUUAUCAAGCCAGGCUGCAAAAGCCAUGCCUUGAAAAUCAAAACCGAGGGCAUCCCAAUCUACGCCAGCUUUGCCUUCAUCUUCCCAGCAUCUUGAUAGCUUUCAUAGGAAUCUAUGGGGAUCCCCUUCCCUGACCAGCCUGACUCCAUAAGAGAAAUAAAAAUGACAUUAAGGAGGGGA
This is a messenger RNA of Mastomys coucha (southern multimammate mouse), 2121 nucleotides long. It is a transcript of the gene Btbd16, whose product is annotated as BTB domain containing 16. The coding region runs from base 631 to 2037 and encodes 468 amino acids. The transcript has 17 exons. NCBI's taxonomy places the organism in Eukaryota, Metazoa, Chordata, Mammalia, Rodentia, Muridae. The record is from RefSeq and is a predicted model, not a curated record.